Molecule: messenger RNA, 1141 nt
Organism: Rubroshorea leprosula
Lineage: Eukaryota; Viridiplantae; Streptophyta; Magnoliopsida; Malvales; Dipterocarpaceae
Source: the annotation of a GenBank genome assembly
UUCAUUAAAGGGUGUGUUAGGUUAGCCAAUUGAACGGAGGCCCAGAAAACCCUAAUGAUGGCUGCACUUAACGUUGAUGAGAAACCCGAGGCCUGUGCUUUGAGGGCAAGUGUUGGGAGUGUCACUGCGGCGGGGGACAUCACCCGUGGGUACCCGGGUCGGGUCAUCACCAGUGACCUUACCGCUGCCGUCCCAAGGAAGAAAAGGAUGGCCAGACAGAGGAGAUCAUCUUCCACCAUCAAGCAGCUCCUCUCUUUUACAAAUUAUGCCAGCGGCAGCACCACCACCAACUCGCACGUGCCAUCCUCCACUCCUCAUCAACCAACUCCUUCCGCACGUGUUAUUGAUCCAAGGAGAUUGAAAUUCCUUUUCCAAAAGGAACUUAAGAACAGUGAUGUAAGCCCCCUGAGAAGAAUGAUUCUCCCAAAGAAAGCCGCAGAGGCACAUUUACCUGUCCUUGAUUCUAAAGAUGGGAUUCUUAUUAGCAUGGAUGACAUGGAUGGCCUGCAUGUUUGGAGAUUCAAAUACAGGUUUUGGCCUAAUAACAACAGCCGGAUGUAUGUACUUGAAAAUACCGGGGAAUUCGUUAGCACGCAUGGCUUGCAACUCGGAGACUUUAUCAUGGUGUACCAAGAUAGUCAAAAUCAAAAUUAUGUGAUCCAGGCAAAAAAGGCGUCCGAGCAGGAAGUUUAUACUGAUCUAGCACGGAUAAAUGGCGUGAACGACCUAUUUCUCCACGAUUACGAGGUUAGUAAAUCCAGCUCCUACUAUUAUCCUACAAUGGAUGACUGCGCCGCAUCGUUUAUCUAUGAGACGACCUUCUCAUCCAACGACUCUCCGCUUGACUUCCUGGGAGGAUCCAUGACGACCAACUAUUCAAGGGUGGAAAGCUUUGGAUCAGUUGAGAACUUGUCACUUGAUGACUUCUAUUAAUAGAAAUCCCUCAUCUACACUGGUCAGGCCAGUUUGUGUGUUAUUUUGUUGAAAACCAAUAGGCAAACUGUCACCCCCUCUUUCCCCUUUUUUAUUACUUAACUAUAAAAGGGAUAUGAUGUGAUCAGUUGUGUUGUUGUGCCUUUUGGAUAUGCUGCACCAUGCAUGUGUAUGUAAUGCACUAACAAAAUAAAUUAAUUAAUAUUCC